Messenger RNA from Myodes glareolus (Bank vole), 3656 nucleotides. The record is from RefSeq and is a predicted model, not a curated record. NCBI's taxonomy places the organism in Eukaryota, Metazoa, Chordata, Mammalia, Rodentia, Cricetidae.
UGGAAAUGUCGAAUGAGGAACAAGAAUGUUCAGCGGUUUCCGCCCCUGGCUCCAUUUUUGAAUCCCGUGUUGCUUUUGUGAAGUGUGUGACAGCUGAUUUCUGUCGGUGUCACCUAUUCUGUCGGCAGGCCCCUCCGAGACGACCUCUGCCUGCGUCCGGAGCAGGACAUGGAUCCUGUGACUUUUGAGAAUGUGGCUGUGAACUUCACCUCAGGCAAGUGGACUUUAUUGGAUUCUAGUCAAAGGAAGCUCUACAGAGAUGUUGUGAAGGAAAACUAUGAACCUGAUCUCCAUAGAGAAAGCACAUGAAGAAAAUAUUGAAGAGGACUACCAGAGUCUCAGGAGAAAAUCUGGGCAGGACCUCAUGAAAGAGCCAGAAUCAUCCCAGACACAGCAUGAUCAGCAGAUGGCAGGUCUUAAAGGAGCAGUGUCUCUCCUACCCACCAGCAAACAGAGGCUGUCUGGAAAAAAUACAGCUACCAGGAAGCUCCAAUUCGACUCCUCUUUUUGGGCCAGUAAACUUUGAGGAUGUGGCAGUGAACUUCACCUCAGAAGAGUGGGCGGUGCUGGAUUCUCAUCAAAAGAAGCUCUACAGAGAUGUGAUGAAGGAAACAUAUUUGAACCUGAUCUCCCUAGAACAAGCACUAGAGGGAAAUAUUGAAGAGGACUCUAAAGAUCUCAGCAGGAAUAUGGGAAUUCAGGGGAUUGAGAAAGACCAUGAAUAUGAAUGUUAUACUGAAUGUGAUAAAAACCAGCAAUCUUAUCUAGAGAGUAUGAUCAAUAAAGACAUGCCAUCCAGAGUAAAAGCUGAUGAGACUUCAUUUUAUGUAAGAAACAUUAUUGGUCAUUUAUCCUCACAUGGGUAUCUCAGAGAAAAUACUAGAGGGAAACUACUACUGUUUAAGGGAGCUGUGGCAAAAGCUUUUACACCUCAGAAACAUUGGAAAGAUAACAGUUAUUCUGAAUCACUUCAAGUACUUGAAACUUCUCCUGAAGAGAAACCCGGUAAAAUUCAACAAUGUAAUGAAGCCUUUAGGAGUCUCUGUUUUGAUCAGCCUCAAGAGAGAACUCAUACUGGAGAUAAACUCAAUGAGGAUGUCUUAAUGAGAUGCACAUAUGAUCAGAAUGAUGAAGGAACCCAAAAAGAAGUGAAACAAUUCGUAUGUAAUCUCUGUGAAGAAUCUUUCAUUGAUUCUAGCGAUCUUACCAACCAUGAAAAAAGUCAUAUUGAAAAGAAAUGGUACAUUUGUAGGGAAUGUGGCAAAACAUUUAAAUAUGCAGCAUGUUUUGAGAAACAUAAAGUAACUCACAUAGGAGAGAAGCCAUAUGCUUCUAUACAUUAUGGAAAAGCCUUCACCCAAUUCAAUCAUCCUAACAGUCAUGAAAGCAGUUACAUUGGACAAAAGCCUUAUGCCUGCAAGCAUUGUGGAAAAAAUUUCACCAGUUCUUCUUAUCGAAACAUUCAUGAAAGAAUUCACACUGGAGAGAAAUCUUAUGCCUGUAAGCAUUGUGGAAAAGCCUUUAACCACCCCAGUAGUCGUAACAGACACGAAAGGAGCCACAUUGCAGAGAAACCUUAUGCCUGCAAUCAUUGUGGAAAAAAGUUUACCAGUUCUACUUAUCGAAACAUUCAUGAAAGAAUGCACACUGUAGAGAAACCUUAUGCAUGUAAGCAUUGUGGGAAAGCAUUCACCAAUUCCAAUGCUUGUAGUAUUCAUGAAAGAAUACACACGGCAGAGAGGCAUUAUACAUGCAAGUAUUGUGGAAAAGCUUUUUCCUGUCCCAGUCUUCUGAAUUCCCAUGAGAUAAUUCACACUGGAAAAAAGCCUUAUACAUGUAAGCAUUGUGGAAAAGCUUUCAACCACCCCAGUAGUCGUAACAGACAUGAAAGGAGCCACACUGCAGAGAAAAUUUAUGCCUGCAAGCAUUGUGGAAAAAAGUUCACCAGUUCUACUUAUCAAAACAUUCAUGAAAGAAUUCACACUGGAGAGAAACCUUAUGCAUGUAAGCAUUGUGGGAAAGCAUUCACCAAUUCCAAUACUUGUAGUAUUCAUGAAAGAAUGCACACGGCAGAGAGGCAUUAUACAUGCAAGUAUUGUGGGAAAGCCUUUUCUUGUCCCAGUCUUCUGAAUACACAUGAAAUAAUUCACACUGGAGAAAAGCCUUAUGCAUGUAAGCAUUGUGGAAUAGCCUUCAACAACCCCAGUAGUCGUAACAGACACGAAAGGAGCCACACUGCAGAGAAACCUUAUGCCUGCAAGCAUUGUGGAAAAAAGUUCACCAGUUCUACUUAUCGAAACAUUCAUGAAAGAAUUCACACUGGAGAGAAACCUUAUGCAUGUAAGCAUUGUGGGAAAGCAUUCACCAGUUCCAAUGCUUGUAGAAUUCAUGAAAGAAUGCACGGGGUUGAGAGUCAAUAUACAUGCACGCAUUGUGGAAAAGCCUUUUCUUGUCUCAGUCUUCUUAAUAUUCAUGAAAUAAUUCACACUGGAAAAAAGCCUUAUGCAUGCAAGCAUUGUGGAAAAGCCUUUAACCACCCCAGUAGUCGUAGCAGACAUGAAAGGAGCCACACUACAGAGAAGCUUUAGACUUAUAUAUGCAUGCAUUGUGGGAAAACCUUUUUCUGGAGCAGUCACCUGAACAUCCAUGAAAUAAUUCAUACUGGAGAAAAAGCCUUAUGUAUGUAAGCAUUGUGGAAAGUCAUUCAACAACCCCAGUAGUUAUAACAGACAUGGCAGGAGUCACACUGCCAAGAAACCUUAUUCAUAUAGCUCUUGUGGAAAAGCCUUCACCAUUUUCACUUCCUGUAAGACUCAUGAAAAGAAUUCACUAAAGAGAAGUCUUAUACAUUUAAGCAGUGUGGAAAAUCAUUUACCCGCUCCAGUCAGCUGAACAUCCUUGAAAGGGUUCAAAUUGGAGAGAAGGCUUUUGCACGUAUACAUUACAGUAAAACUUGGAACACUUCAACUUGUCCUGAUUUGCAUGAAAAAAAAUCAAAAUUGAGAAAAACCCUGUGUGUGUAAAAGAUGUGGAAGCUGUUCAUUCUAUUUAUCUUAACAGACAUAAAAUAGUUCACUUGAAAUUAAAGCCUUAUGCACGUAAGAACUGUGGAAAAGCCUUCAGCUGCUCUUGUGAUCAUAACAGACCUGAAACUCUUCACAGUAGUCAGUAACCUAAUGCGUGUAACCAUUAUCAGAAAGUCGUUAGGAGAUUCACUUGGUAUAAGAGUAGAACCAUUUCACUGGAUAGAAACCUUUCGUAUGUAAACAUUGUAUAUAAACUGUUUCUUGUUGUUGUUGUUGUUGUUGUUUUCAUUUUAACAAGCAUAAAGAUCCCACACAAUAUCUGUAAUGUGGGAAAGUCUUCAGCACAUCCAGUUUCUGUAACCCGCAUGCACAGGUUUACAAUGGAAAGAAUUCUAAUCCAUAUAUCCAUUUAAGUAUUGUUCAAAGCCUUUAGAGUUCCUGCUGCCAUUCUAAAGAAUUCACUCUGGAGACAGACUUUACAUGUAUAACCAUGUGGAAAAUCUUUUAUCAUCCACAGUUCCUACUAUACUCAACAAAUUUUUUCACUUUUGAAAACCUUUAUGUUUAGAAUAAAUGUGGGAAAAUAGUCAAAGGGUUUAGAAUGAAUAAAACUCAAAAGUGUUUGUCCUC